CCCAUAAUUGCAUCUUUUUUGAAAGCAUUUUUUUAGAAAUUAAAUGGCUUCUUGUCUAGUGAAACACGAAACCUAGUUGAGAAGUAAUGAUAAAACGACCAUUUGUAGUCUGUUAUAUUUGUGGUCGAGAAUUUGGUUCAGCUUCAAUUAGUAUACAUGAGCCUCAAUGUUUAAAGAAAUGGCAUCAAAAGAAUGACUCCUUGCCGAAAUCACUAAGAAUGCCACCACCAGUUAAACCAAAGGCAAUUCAUUCAAAUGAAUCCUAUAGUAACAACACUGGUGGCUUUCAAAUCGAUUUACCUUCAGGUGCUACAAAAUCUGUUAGUACAUUCAAUGAAGCAGCAGCUUUGGCGGCAAGUGCUAAUCUUGUUCCAUGUCCAAAAUGCGGUAGAACAUUUAAUCCUGAUAGAAUUGAAGUUCACAAACGUGUAUGCAAACCAUCAACACAGAAUAAAAUUCAUACAGUUAAUAGUAGUAAUACAAUGAAACCGCUAAUCAGUGAUAAAAGUUUAUUCACUGAAUGUUGUAUAUGUAACGCAAAGAUUCAAACAGAUUCAAUACAUGAACAUGAAUCGAAUUGUUUAGCUAAAUCAAAACGGGAAAAUGAUAAUAUAACAUUGAACAGACAAGGUCAUCAGUCAGUAAAACUUGAACAACAUAAAUCUACUACAUCUAAUAUAUCAGGCACACUUGGUGAGAUAAGUUUAAAGUCAACAAAAGCUAAAUUAUUGCCUUGUUCAAAUUGUUCUAGACUCUUUUUACCAACCAGUUUAGGAUCACAUUUAAAAUCAUGUAGAAUGAGACAGAAUACAGCCAAAAGACAACAACAACAGGAACAAAAUCAACGUUCACGUUCCAAGACACCAACAAAACCAAUAACAGCAGUUUGUUAUAUCUGUGGACGUGAAUAUGGUACUUGGUCAAUUAGUAUACAUGAACCAAAAUGCUUAGAAAAAUGGUAUAGACAAAAUAAUGAAUUACCAUUGGCUAUGCGACGUAAACCACCACAACGUCCAACAACUUUACUACCAAAUAAAUCCACUGAUCAUUAUGAUAUAGAAAAGUAUAAUGAACAAGCCUAUGAAAUCAGUAAAGGAUCACUUGUACCAUGUAGUAAUUGUAAACGAACAUUUAAUCCUGAUAGAAUAGAAGUACAUGAAAGAGUAUGUAGAAAAAGUAAUAAAUAACCAGCCUAAUGAUGUGAUUAACUUUGCAUAUAUUGUAAGCGCCAAAUAUCCAAUAUAUUGUGUAAACAUUUACUAUUUUCAUCAUAUAUAUUUUAAUUGGAAUUUUAUUUUGUUUCAAUAUUGCUUUCAUUUAUAUUUAAUUAUUUAUUAAAUAUUUCAUUUUUGAGUUUUUAUUACUGUUAAUUUCAUUCAGCCAAGAUUUUUUUUUCAUUUUUUCAUUAAAAAAUAAUAAUAAACUGGAUUGCACAAGUGA
Messenger RNA from Heterobilharzia americana, 1440 nucleotides. NCBI's taxonomy places the organism in Eukaryota, Metazoa, Platyhelminthes, Trematoda, Strigeidida, Schistosomatidae. The record is from the annotation of a GenBank genome assembly.